Messenger RNA from Bursaphelenchus xylophilus (pine wood nematode), 4111 nucleotides. Lineage: Eukaryota; Metazoa; Nematoda; Chromadorea; Rhabditida; Aphelenchoididae. The record is from the annotation of a GenBank genome assembly.
AUGUCAUCACUCCCGGAUCGGUGUAAUUUGUGUUCACCUGUCCCGACGAUUGGAAUGGGUUUCCGGCCAAACCCUGAGGGUAUGGAAAUAAGUGCGUUAGGGUCAGUCCGUUGUCCCCAUGAAUUCACAAUUAAUUGCUUUCACCUUUCCCUCCGAACCUCUUCCAACUUGGGUCUCUCGAUCAGUUUUAUUUCGCCGGAGGGUUUGGUUGAUAGGCAGGGCUGGGUAAUAUGCACCCUUUUUCGGUCUUUAUCAGUUGCCUGCAGGACUUACCUGCCCUUUUUUCAAGUUUCAAAACGUCUCAGGAAUUUCUGCAUUGUUUAUGUUCCGCAUCGUUGUCUGCGUUAUAUGAUCCCUGAUUACCCCCACUGUGCGUCCCGGGUUCCCAAUUGAUCCCAAUUAUCCGCCCUCUGGUAAUAUGGUCUCUGCGGCCAAACUCUGACAUUAACCAUUUGUUUAUGUCCGUUGGGUGGGUUGGAACUACUGUUUAUAGGGAAAGUUUACUUCACUUUUCGAGAGAGGUGCAAGGACGGACCGAUUGGCGCGACCCAUCUGUUUAAAGCCUUAUCCAACCAUAACUUUUAAUUUCAGAGACAUUCGCAACUCGUUGUUUAUUCCCGGUCUUUACUGUGUCCCAAGUUCCCGGCCCAAUGAGUUUGGCGACUGCCUCCGGGGCUCCCAAAGCCAAAAAGUUCCGGUAUUCGCCAGAGGUAAUGACUGUCCAGAUUUAUAAACAAGCUCUUCGAUUUUGUAAUAAAACUAUAAAAAGUAUAAUUCCAGCAUGUGCUAUUUGAUAUGAAUCAAAACCAAGGCGAGGAAACGGCGACGGAAGCCCCGGCUAUAAAGACUGAGUGCUCUGUAGCGGAGUCGUCAUCGUUUGGUAAUUCCCCACCUAAUCCCAGUCGGAGUACAUCUCCAAACGAAUCAGCUCAUGAUGAUUCUAAAAAUCCAUUUGAAGGCUCCAACGUUGAGCAGACCGAUGAGCAUAAUCAUCAGCCCUUUCCUUUCCAAUUCCUCCUCGAACAGGCUUCUCAGAUAUUGAAGGUAAUGGCGAACAUUCAAUGAGGUCAUCGUUUUUUUUAGAACGUUAAGAAAGAGCACACCGAGCCCCCGUCUUAUGGCCUUUCACAGCCUUCAAUCACUGCCAAUUCCAUUAGAGCGCCCAUUCCUGGUGCUCUAGCUGUGGCCGCUUCUCCAGCAGCAAAACUUUUCAGCGAGGAUGACUGGUCUUGGCACAGGAAUCCAGCGGCUGCGAUUAGAUCCGGUGGCACUAAUAAACAGACUCCGGUCUGGAAGUAUUUCGUGUAUAAUAAAGCAGAGAAUCUGAGUAGAUGCAUAAUCGGAGACUGCACGUACAUGCUGAAGGGACCUCACACUUCCACACUGGCGUGUCAUCUCAAGAAACAUCCCGAGGAAUAUGCGGAGUUCCAGAAACUCAAGGUGAAUAUUUCGGCUUUUUCUCUCCGGAAAAGCUCGAAUUUUAUGUCCGAACGACUGACUUUUAGGUUGAGUAUACGAGAGAUCGGAACGUGGGUACGUUGAGCAACCCUGGCCAAAGGAAUGGCAGAUCCAGUGCCAAUUCGACAAAUUCGAAUGGAUCUUCGACCUUCAUUGGAACACAAAACAGAAGCGGAUCUUCUACUCCUUCAAAUGUCAGCAAUUUAUUCAAGAAAUCCGGGGAGCAAAACAAUCUUUCCGGUAUUUUUGGUAAUUCAAAUUUAUUUGGUGGUAACUCCAACAACAGUCCGCAGAAUAAUUUAUCUGGACGAAGCAAGCCAAUGUCCGUCAAGUAAGUUUAGAUUUAAUGUAACAGUUUAUUUCGUUUUUACAAUUAAAAUUAAUUUAUCCCUCUCUCACUUUAGUGAAAUCCUCAACAAUCUAAGUGCGAGUGCGGUCAGUAUGGUCCCCAACAGCAGCACGGUGAAUUCCCAUUCUUCGAUGAACCCUCCAAUAAACCCAGUGUCAUUUCUUAACGAUAAUUCGUGUAAUCCUCUCCAUUUUCUGAACUUAAUCAAACAAGGUAGGUGCUCUGAUUUCAUCUCUAACAACACGUUUUGUGUCAUCUUCAGGAAAUUCCAAUGCCUCAAAACCCAAUCCCGUCGCUAUAGUGCAACAAAUCAGAAAAUGGCCUCGUCAAGAUCGCAAGCAGAAGGAGAUGGAGCAGAAGAUGGCCUUGUUCAUAAGUUCGGCCCAGCUCCCUUCUACUGUUGUUCAUGACUUGUGUUUCCGAGAAUUCCUAGAGCAAUUGCAACCAAAGUUCUAUAUCCCAGAAGAAGAAAGAGAGGUUGAGCAGGUAGAUUUCCCUAAGCUGAAUUAACCUGGUUACAGAUAAUUACGCAAUUCUACCAAAAGACCGUCUCGAACAUCAAAGCUCAGUUGGCGGUCAUCAAUAAGUUUACCUUGUUAUUGGAUAUCCUCAGGCAUAAUAAGAGUCCCACCUUACUCGUGUCCAUUUGCGUGGCCUUUUACUCACAAACCCGGCAUAAAGUUGAAGUUGUUCUUCUGGGAAUUCGAACUUUGACAGACACAACCUUGCCAGCUGAAGGCAUCCGGCAAUUGGUCAACGAGGUUGGUUCGACUCCAAGAGUGAAGGAUUAUUGUUCUUUUAGACAUUAUCUGAGUACGAUCUGGGCCUUCAUCAGGUCAGUCGGACGAUUCUCAGCGGGCUUUCAUUACUGCAACUUCCCAAAAACACUCCCAUCUUCUCCAACCAAUUGAGUUCUCAUAAAGAAUGUCUUGAACAAGUGGUCAAUCAGAUGGUAAUCCAAUCAGAAAACUAUAUACAAGUCUGUGAGAGUGUGCAGAAUCUUAUGUCACUUCUUAAAUUCUUCCCAGAUGCUGCAAACAGCAUUAAAAUGUUGACUGGUAAGAACUGAACGUCUUUAAGUAAAAAUCAUUCUGUGAAUACAUGGCUAUAUACAUAAGUAUAUAUUCAAACGAUUUUAGGAGUAGAAGUGGAGGAAAUGGACUUAAACAAGCCGUUGGAAGACAUUGCAAACGUCCUAAUAGAUCACAAAGACGCUUUUUGUAGUGUAAUUGCUCAAUAUUCGGAGCUGAUGAGUCUUUUGGCUGUCAUCGAAUGGUAUGUCAAUAUAACAGAGAGUAAACUCUUUCCUUCAGGACAACAUUGGAAGCUUUCCUUCGGAUAAAAAGAUUGUUCAAAGCCCAUAUGCAAGUAAUACAAGACAAUAGUUACGCAACGAUUGAUCGAGUGGUGCCCUCUAUUAUGCAAUUACUAAUGUCACUGGAAAAAGAUUUCGUCCAAUUGGAAGACCUUCCCCAACGACUAGUCUCUUGCAUCAGGGAGAAACUAGGUUAUAUUCUGGACCCAUCCGAUGACCACUUUGAUCCUACCUUCAUCGAAGCGACAGCUUUGAAUCCACAACUAGUUGUUCUUUUGGAUGAGAACCAAAUUAAUCAUGCAAGAGAGGGAAUUGAGAAACGAGUAAGUAAUGCUAUCGUAGUAUAUGAUAAUUUUUAUUACAGUUGCAGGAAAGGAUAAAAUGCAUAGAAGAAUCGACAAGCCGAAGAAACGGAAAAGUGGGAGGCGUCGAUUCGUUGUUGGCCGCCGUUGUGGAAAGGAAGUCCAGCGAGCUCUCAUUGGAAACCAGUUCAGAUGAAAGUCCGGCUUUCUGUGCUUCUUCCCUCUAUCCCGAUCUUGUUCAAGCCGCCAACCAAAGAAGGCAACAGAUCAAAGUAAGGAAUAGAAACGUGUUCUAAACUGUCUUUAUAGGGUCAGAAUAGAAACGUAAAGAAUCAUUAUGCAGAAGCGAUGGUUCAAGCUUAUUUUGAUGACGUUUUAAAUAAUGGCUGUUAUCCAACUAUCUUCGGGGCCGUGUCAGAAAUUCCUCGAGAGCCAUUAUCAUUCUGGCAGUGGGGCUCUGCCAAAUGCCCGCCUUUAAGCGAGAUGGCCAUCGAAUUGUUGAGUAUUCCAUCUUCCACAAUUUCCCCCGAAAUGAUUGGUUCUCAAUCAACAGAUACUACUUUCAUGACGUCAUCGUUCGAACCCCAGCCUUUCGAUUACAUAAAGAACUGUCUAAACGAAGACAGUCUUGAGCGGGAUGCUGUGAUCCGAUUUAACCGAGCUUUCUGGCAGAAAUCCCUGUUCUGA